Molecule: messenger RNA, 1128 nt
Organism: Fusarium oxysporum Fo47
Lineage: Eukaryota; Fungi; Ascomycota; Sordariomycetes; Hypocreales; Nectriaceae
Product: ubiquitin carboxyl-terminal hydrolase
Exons: 2
Coding region: 141-887 (248 amino acids)
Biological process (GO): protein deubiquitination; ubiquitin-dependent protein catabolic process
Cellular component (GO): cytoplasm
Molecular function (GO): cysteine-type deubiquitinase activity
Source: RefSeq, a predicted model, not a curated record
GUGUUUAGGCGACGUCAUCAGUAAAGCCACCCCGCCAACUUAACGUGGGGCAUUUCUUCCCUCCGUCAUCAGCAGCUUAACAAUCACCAACACAUCUCAGCACCAUUACAACCUCGCAAGAUACGCCAGCAACCGUCAAAAUGUCUUCAACAACAGACCCCAACCCCUCCGACUCCCGCCCGGCCUUCAUCCCUCUCGAAGCCAACCCCGAGCUAAUGACAACCCUCAUCCACAAACUCGGCGUCUCAAACGCUCUCGCAAUGCACGACGUCUACUCCCUCACCGAUCCAGACCUGCUCGCCUUUAUACCCCGCCCCGCGCUCGCUCUGCUGCUCGUGUUCCCUGUUAGCGCUGUGUACGAGAGUCACCGCAUGGCCGAGGAUAGUCUAGCCGAUGAGUACAAGGGCAAGGGGGAUACGGAGCCUGUGCUCUGGUGGCCGCAGACAAUCAGGAAUGCCUGUGGGUUGAUGGGCUUGUUGCAUGCUGUCAGCAAUGGAAAUGCUCGAAAUUUCAUCGAGGAGGAUUCUACGCUUGAUGUAUUGAUCAAGAAGAGUAUCCCUCUUGGUCCCCACGGCCGCGCAAAAGUUCUCGAAACGACACCUGAUCUCGCGACUGCGCAUAAAGAAGCUGCUACACAAGGCGACACACCCGCGCCCGCUGCAGAAGACGACGUGGAGCUACACUAUGUAUGCUUCGCCAAGGGCACAGACGGUGGAUUGUGGGAACUCGACGGACGGCGAAAAGGACCUAUUCGACGAGGCGAUCUGGAGGAUAACGAGGAUGUGCUGAGUCCAAAGGGCCUGGCGCUGGGGGCGUUGAAGUUUUUGGAGAGGGAGGGUAAGGAUUUGAGGUUUAGUGCUGUUGCGCUUGCUGGGUCUAUGGAUUAGGAUUGAUACCCAAGGCUGGAGCAUGGUGGACUAGAUUUGCAUGGAAAUGAAUAGUAUAGUUCAAUCUUCUCACGAAGACUGUAAAGCAUUACCUCGUUGUCGAACUAGAAUCUGAGGGGCUGGAGUGGACGCUUAGCGUAGUUAUUUUGAGAAGCUGAAGAGCAAGGCAGAUUCUUGAAGCCACGUCUAAUCUCAGCUCCCCACUUCAAGGCAGCGACUUUGAAUAACAUAUAAAAGAGCC